AUGAGAUACUUGGUCAGAGCUUUACCUUCAAGUUACAGUUAUAUUGAAGAUUUUAUUGACGUAAUUCCAGAAGAACAAAGAAAAGUAGAUUAUGUAAAGUCUAAAAUAAAAGAGAAAAAUAUGACUAGUAGUGAACCAGACAAGAAAAGCAAUAUAAUCAACGCCAGCAAGGACCACAAAGAGGUUACAACAGAGGUGGAGUUCAUCGAGGUCAUGGCCAAGGCAAAGGUCAAGGUCAGCUCAGAGGUGAGUCAUUCAGCACUCAACAAGAUGGCUCUGCGGCAGAGUCAUGGACUACUCAGAUUCUGGAGCUUCCCCCUCGGAGCGAUUAAUAUUUAUAAUCCUGAAGAUAUUGAAGUAAUCCUUUCUGAUAUGAAAUAUCAUCAAAAGAGUCAGGUUUAUUCUUUUUUGAAACCAUGGUUGCAAGACGGAUUGUUAUUGAGCUAUGAAACUUUACUCCUAGAAGAUGCCAGUGAACUUAAAGGCAUAUUUUCAAGAUCCGAUCCAGGGUGCGAAAGACGUCUUUGA
This is a messenger RNA of Parnassius apollo (apollo), 528 nucleotides long. Lineage: Eukaryota; Metazoa; Arthropoda; Insecta; Lepidoptera; Papilionidae. The record is from the annotation of a GenBank genome assembly.